Molecule: messenger RNA, 1116 nt
Organism: Paraphaeosphaeria sporulosa
Lineage: Eukaryota; Fungi; Ascomycota; Dothideomycetes; Pleosporales; Didymosphaeriaceae
Exons: 1
Coding region: 1-1116 (371 amino acids)
Source: RefSeq, a predicted model, not a curated record
AUGGCCUUCUCGCUUGGACUCCGCUUGCUCCUUCUCGCCCUGACCCUCGCCGCAUCGCUUGUGGGAUGCUAUUACAAGAGCUCGACGAGCUUCAACGCCACACUCGGCCGCAUCGAAGCAGAGUACCGCUCUUCCGUCAGCACCUGGAGCAAGGAUGCUCUCUUCCCCGACUUUGAUUUCAGCUCCAAAGCACUAAACUGUCUCGUGGUGCGGAUGCGCCACCCAGCCGUCGAGCUCCUCAAACUGUCGCCAUACAACAACGCAGAGCUUACAGCAUCCUUUCAGGCGCUGAGAGAACGAUCCCGUGAAGUACGAGAGCGCUUGGCGGAAUUGGACGUCAACCUCACGGCUCUGCACCGUCGAAACUAUGCAGCUUUUGCCGAGGCCGAGGCCAAGCUGGUGCAGGCGUAUAUGGAUGUUGUCCGAGCAUCUGCAAAAGUGGAUGCAAGGUGCACGGCCUGGGCCGGACCAGCACGCAACUCGACCUUCGGCCUUGUCCACCGGGUCCACGAGCAUCGGCCCUCUCGCCUCCAACGUGUCCUGUCUACGCUGUGCUCUUUCACGACACUCCCCAAGCGGCACGCAUAUCCGAACCACGCUGCCGAUUUAACCAACACCGACAACAUUGUGGAUGGUCUCGUCAACGCCCUCGUGGCCAAUGUUCGAAGCGAGUCGCUCGCCCUGGAGCCGCACCUCCACGCGCUGGUAUCUGCGUACCAUGUACUCUACCGCGAAGCCUGGACGCUCUUCUUCGCGGCCGACUUCCACUGGAACCGCAAACGCCUCGGUUUGUUCGUCUGUCUCUGGCACACGGGGUCGACGGUGUGCACUCCGCUGUCACUGGAACAGCGACGUCAGAGCGCUGAGUGGAAGGACAUGUUGGGCGUUCUGCAGGGCCUGAAAGACGUGCGCGAUGAGGUCUUGAUGGCGCUGGUGGAGGUGAGGAGGCUGCGGGAUGACGUGGCGUAUGCAGGGGAGACAUUAGCCAAGGUGAAGGCAUGGGAGAGGGGAGGGCAGCCAGGGCGCAGGCUCGAGAGGGUAGUGACAGUACUGAGGCGCCUUCUGAUGCUGCAGUGUUCGACUGAUCCAGCGGAGUACCAGGAGGUCAGACCGUAG